Necator americanus (New World hookworm) is the source of this 369-nucleotide messenger RNA. RefSeq lists its product as uncharacterized. Lineage: Eukaryota; Metazoa; Nematoda; Chromadorea; Rhabditida; Ancylostomatidae. Bases 1 to 369 code for a protein of 122 amino acids. The transcript has a single exon. The record is from RefSeq and is a predicted model, not a curated record.
AUGAAUGGGCGUACGACGAAAAAGCGGCGGCAAGUAGCGGCCAUUCCAAGCGACGACGACGUCGCAAACGAACUGGCUCAUCGAUGGGGUUGGUCGAGACCUUCACAGUCGGUCAUUUAUGAAGUGACGUGUGGAGGGAGAGUAACGGUAAUGAGCACAUUCAGCCAAGGUCAGCCGUAUUCAUCUGGAGGUGAAGUUUUGGGCAGAAAAACGAACGUUGUGGCGCAAAUUGUCGCCUCAAAAUUGCGAGUUGUGAUAUGUAUGUGGGAACGAGGAACGACAUACAGUGGUUUGCCUGCAGUAGGUUUCAAGCAGAGCAAGCACAGAACGAUCGUUUUAGGAAUGUCACAAGAAAACUUUACGACGUAG